AGCAGUGCAAGAAGAGGACAUGGUUGCCACAGAAGAAGUCUGCCUUCGUCGUGGAAAAGAAGACUUGCACGCCAGCAAUUAUUGGAGAGAGCAUCGAUCAUCAAGUCUUCUUCUUCUUCUUCUUCUUCUUCUUCUUCUUCUUCUUGAUAUUGUGGUGGUGGGUGCCGGCAAUGCUGCGGUGUGAGCCGAAUGAGGCAGAAGAAGCACAUCAGCAGGCUGAUUGCUGUCGUGCUUGUUUGGUAGACUAGCAUUUGCCGUGAAUCAUGGAGGGGUCAAUGACUGUUGCUUUGCACCGUGAUUGAGUACUGUUCAUGGACUACCAACACACUUGCACCAGUCACUCCUGCAUCUUUGGUGUAUCAGAACAGUGUCCUGCAAUCAUGGCUACAUGACUGGCUAAUGUCACGAGAACAUGACAGUCAUCAUCAUCAUAGCAUUUGGACCAUCUGAGCACACCGACAUGCCCUGUCACUUAGCUGGAUGGCCCUUCCACUUGCACUGAUGACUGAGGAGAGCAGCGAUACUUUGAUGUCUACAGUUUGUUUGAGAUUGAGAUCGAGAUGGGAGCAAAGGAAUUAUGAAGGGCGGAGAUUGAGAUCGGGAGGCGGAAUUAGAUUCGUGCAAGCUUGAUUCGAUCCCAAUGUAUCCGCUCGAUCUCGAUUUGCGGUGGUGUGAAUGGAGUAUCUCUUUAUGCGGGACCAAUGCUGCAGCCAAUGGACAAGCGGGUAGGAUCGAGGGGAUCGAUGAACGAGCUGGAAGAGCGUUUUUUGCGAUGGUUUUUGAGGAAAACGGUACCAAUUUCUGGCUCCCAUUCGACUUUUGAACUCCCCUCGGCCAUGGAAUCCGGCGGUGAACUAUCGCUCUAUGAGGCCGUGGCGAAACCCUCUGCCGAUUUCGAGAAGAAGGGUUCGGAUCUUGAAGCGUCGGCGUUCACCAGGACCGGCAUCGGCGCCAGAAAGGAGCUUGCAAGGAUGGUUUGCUUUUGAACAAUUGUGGUUAUAGGCCUUAUCCCUGGGUAACCUAGAAGGCAGGAGUAUAUCGAGGGAACCAUGAAAUAUGUUAUGUUUUGAAUGGUGGAUCCAAGGACACUGGACAUUCAAUUCUGUAUUCUGUUAACAAGUCCACAUCACAGAUUAAGAAGAACCUUCAUCGGAAAAGCGCUUCUCCACUUAACUGGUUUCCUCGAAAAAAGACUGAUUCAUUCUUGAAGAGAAAAAUAAAGCAUCUUCAGGAGAUUGAAGGAAUGAACCUUUCUCUCGAUGAAACACUUGGAAAUGCCAAUCCUCACUAUACUAGGAUUGCAAGGGAGAAGAUUGCAGCUCAAGAGGCAGCCCGGAAGGCCAUGGAAGCCAGGAGAGCUGCUAUGAUUGAAGCCUCCUGGUGUCGGAUACUUGGGGCAGCCAGGAUUAGAAGUAAAGAAGCAGAAGCACGGCUGGAGAAAGCUGAGAAAUGUGCGGCAGAAGCCUUCGAAGCAGCAAGAGCUAUGGGAGUAAUGAUGUACGAUAGGCCCGAUCGUCAAAGGAGGCAAUGGGAAGUAGAAACAUCUUUAGCCAUCGGAGGACGAUCCACUCACAGAGUCACUACCUCUUUCGAGACUGCAUUCGAAGUGGAUAAGGAGGUGGCAGCAGCAGUUAAAAGAGCAUUCAUGCGGCUUGCAAAUUGUCCCUCUUCUUCAAACAAAGAAGAAUUCAAAGAUUUACUAUGCAAAAUCAGUCAAAAUCCUGAUACCAAUGGUUCCAUGGAGGAUCUACCAGAGAAGUUUUCAGAAUGUGAAACUGAUCGCGGAGCAGAACCUGAGCAAGAUUCACAUAUUAGUCGUGACACAGUCAAGAAGCAUGCCACCAGAAUAAAACAAAGAAAACAGAAGAACAGCUUGCUUCCAACUGUUGGUGGCAGCAGUAGCUCUACGUCACCAACGGUGCUCAUCGAUUCAAUGCUCGACAGGCUUACAUGUUUGCAUGAAGAUGAGCUUGCUUCUCUAGCUGUUAUUGUUGCAACUCGUGGCCUGAAUGCUGCCCUUCGGGAAACGGAGAGUAGCAAAGAGAAUGAUGUUGAGCCCAUUAGCAGUUGCAUUUGUACGCUACAGAAAGAAGCUCUUGCCGAAGUACCAAGUCUCGACAAGUUUUUGGUGAAACAUGUGUCGAGACUCGAAAGAGAAGUUCAAGAAGCAAAGAGAAGUAAUGCAGAGAUAGACAAGCAGAGAACAACCGAUACCCGAGUUGUUGAAAGCAAGAUAUCGAAUAAAUAUGAAACACAGGCAGAUUCCAGUUUGGAUUUGGGAAGUGAUCUCGUAAAACAUGUCUCUGAACUUGGAAAUGGUAUCCUAGAAUCCAGGAGGGACAACUCACAAGUGAAAGAUGGAAGUAUGACGGCCAAAUCCAAUGCUAUUGCACCUUCAUCUGACAACAUCCCUUCCUUGGAAGAGUUAUCUGGACCAUCACAUAACAAGGUAUGCAAACAGUCGAGCAGUUCUAACAGGCUGACCGAAGAUGUAGCACAUCUUGACUUAAUGGUAAUGCCCGAGGAAGUUCAUAGACGGCCUUCUGAUGGUAGAGGAGGAGGAGGCAAGGAGAAUAUAGACCUCGUUCCUGUCGACGAGAUGCACAAGGCUGGUAAACGCAUGUCUCGAGUCGAAAGAGCUAAAGUCGAGGUUCUGAAAGCAUUUUCUGGCCAAGAAAGAAAUAGAGGUGGUGACACAGUCGAAGCAAUGGGCCUUGAUAAGAUCUUAGUCAAACCAAUUCACAGGUUGGAGAAGGAGAAAAUGCGAGCUGUGGAGCAAAGGAGGGACGAGAUCGUGCCAAGAGACCACAAGAAGCAAGGAACCGAUGUCAAUGCUCCAGAGAGUCUAGACAUGGUCUUGGUAAAGCAUGUCUCCAGACUCGAGAAGGAGAAAUUGACAGUCGCAGGCACAAGGUCAGUGAAAAGAAACAAUCAGCAGCAGCCCAGAGAAUGUGCGGAAAGUUUAGACGAAAUCCUGGUGAAGCAUCAAUCCAAACUGGAGAAGGCCAAGCUGGCCGUAACUCGACAACCGGCAGAUUACAUCAAGCAUGGGGAAGCUCGUAGGGAAGCCAGGGAGAGAGAGUUGCAAGAAGCGUGGGGAGGCUUGAGCUUGGGGAAUUCAUUAAGGCCCCAUAUAUCAAGGAUUGAACGAGACAAGGCUGCUUGGAGGAAGGCCGAGGAAGAAGAGCACACGCGGGAAACGGAAUCAUGAAGCGAACACAACACUGCUGCAGUAAGAUUCAUAAAGUGAAAUGGUUCUGCUGUACUUGGUAGUGGUUCCAUUGUCAAUAGUAGAUGGAAUAAGGACAUGAUCACAGACUGUCCGUCCUCUAGAACACAUCACAUGAAGUACAUUGCAGAUAUAAAAUGACAUGAUCAUUUGAUGA
Molecule: messenger RNA, 3386 nt
Organism: Musa acuminata AAA Group (dessert banana)
Lineage: Eukaryota; Viridiplantae; Streptophyta; Magnoliopsida; Zingiberales; Musaceae
Exons: 9
Coding region: 1244-3211 (655 amino acids)
Source: RefSeq, a predicted model, not a curated record